This is a messenger RNA of Scutellospora calospora, 472 nucleotides long. Lineage: Eukaryota; Fungi; Glomeromycota; Glomeromycetes; Diversisporales; Gigasporaceae. The record is from the annotation of a GenBank genome assembly.
CGAGACGUUAAGCAGCGGAAAAGUAGAAAUAUCAGACAGAACGUUAGAAGAUAUAAGAAAUUUUGGAAAAACUGCUUUUGAAGGGGCGCUAGAUAAAGAGCUUAUAAAAACAGCUAAAGAAUUGGAUGUUCGCAUUAAUGAAUUACAAAACGGUUAUUCUUUACGUAAUUUUAUAUAUCGUUUUUUGAACGGCAAUUUCGCAAAUGAAUAUGAAGACGCCAAAAAAAUGUCUUUUCAAGUAAGAUUAGAGGAAAUGCGCAAUAUUGCAAGAAUGAAUAUCGCAAUUUUUGAUAUUUUAAGUAUUGAUAAGAAAGCUAUUGCAAAAGUUAGAAAUACUAUUGAGGAAAUUAGAGAUUCAACAAAUAGCAAUUAUCUGAAUGAAUCUCGAUUAGAAGCCUUGGAAGAUUUUUUGUGGAUUAUGAGUGGUGAACUGCCCGAAUCUUUACCAGUAAUUGGUUCCAUAACUGCGUGA